Lachancea meyersii CBS 8951 is the source of this 912-nucleotide messenger RNA. The record is from the annotation of a GenBank genome assembly. Lineage: Eukaryota; Fungi; Ascomycota; Saccharomycetes; Saccharomycetales; Saccharomycetaceae.
AUGUCGGUCAUUCUGGCAUCUGCGGGUUACGAUCAUACCAUCCGUUUUUGGGAAGCAUUGACCGGUGUGUGCUCCAGGACAAUCCAGCAUGCAGACUCUCAGGUGAACAGGCUUGAAAUCUCAUCCGACAAGAGAUUUCUGGCUGCGGCGGGCCAUUUGAACGUCAGGCUUUACGACAUCCGCACUACCAACCCGAACCCUGUGGCCUCGUUCGAGGGCCACCGCGGCAACGUGACCUCCAUAGCGUUCCAACAGGAAAACAAGUGGAUGGUGUCGUCCAGUGAAGACGGCACAAUCAAAGUCUGGGACGUACGGGCACCCUCAGUGCAGCGGAACUACAAGCAUAACGCCGCUGUUAACGAAGUACAGAUCCACCCGAACCAGGGUGAGCUUAUCUCGUGCGACCAGGACGGAAAUAUCAGGAUAUGGGAUUUGGGCGAAAAUCAAUGCGUCCAUCAACUUACGCCAGAAGACGACACUCCUCUACAGUCACUGUCGGUGGCUAGCGAUGGUUCCAUGCUCGUUGCGGGCAACAACAAGGGCAAUUGCUACGUUUGGCAGAUGCCUAAUCAGACUGAUGCUGCCAAUCCCAAACCACUCACGAAAUUCCGAUCCCAUGCAAAAUACAUCACGCGGGUUCUACUGUCCUCAGACGUCAAGCAUCUGGCUACUUGCUCUGCCGACCAUACUGCUCGGGUCUGGUCCAUCGAUGAUAACUUCCAGCUAGAAACUACACUUGAUGGCCAUCAGCGUUGGGUAUGGGACUGCGCAUUUAGCGCUGACUCCGCCUAUCUCGUAACAGCAUGCUCAGACCAUUAUGUAAGGCUGUGGGACUUGUCCACGAGAGAAAUUGUUAGACAAUAUGGUGGACAUCAUAAAGGCGCCAUAUGCGUUGCUCUAAAUGACGUGUAG